Oncorhynchus kisutch (coho salmon) is the source of this 1385-nucleotide messenger RNA. RefSeq lists its product as uncharacterized. The transcript is spliced from 5 exons. The record is from RefSeq and is a predicted model, not a curated record. The coding region runs from base 526 to 1146 and encodes 206 amino acids. NCBI's taxonomy places the organism in Eukaryota, Metazoa, Chordata, Actinopteri, Salmoniformes, Salmonidae.
AGCGAUGUCAUCAUAUUCCCAAAAGUUUAUAGUUUAAAGUAGACAAACAGUCAUUAGCACCCUUUCUACUUUUUGCGUUACAAAAUUUGGGAGGCGCAUGGCAUGGUGGUGCUCGAUUUGGCCUCUGCAAGCCUCCGGAUGCGCCACGAUUACAUCACACCCUCCAUUUGCAGCCUCCGGAUCUUUAUUGUUUAAAGCAUAAAUUGGGUUUAGCAGCAAUGCGACCGAGUGUCGGAGGUGCCCCUCAUGAAUAGGCUACAUCUGUCGGUACAAAGUAUCUAUUCUAAGUUCAAGUCAUGACUGAAUAGCCUACAGAAGGCGACAUUUCAGAGUGACGUUCAAGCUUGAUCCGGAGAAGAUGGCAAGCAGCUCCGAAUGUAAGUGUGUUGAGUUUGCGGUAGUAGACAAGGAGGACAUCUUUUUUCAAGGUAAAGUGGUGCUUUAAAAGGUUGACUGAACUUUGUUUUUUUAUGUCCACACGUGUAAACUACCAAUUUAAAUUCUUAUUAUUUUAAAAUGUGAAUAAUGUUCAAAGCUUUGUCAGAGAUGUCACCCUCUGCUCCUUGUGUCUUUGUGUUUUCUUCAUGUUAUCUGUGUGGACUGAUUCCCUGUAAAGUUGAACACGACGAUUUAGAGUCGGAUGAUUUUCAAAAGGAGACUAGAAAAUGCUUCCAAAAAAUGAUCCAAAUCAAGAACAACCGAUUCCUGGUUGUAGAUGAAGACGUUCUCAAGUUUAAAGAGCGGAAUAAGGAGCAAUGCAAAGCAGAUGAUUGCCGGUUCAAUAUCCAACAAUAUAAAAACAAUGACAUUUCCAAGGCCAGUGGAAUUGCUGUUAUUCUCUCUGUGACAUCACCUUGUAAGCAAACGUACAUGGUGUGCUGCAAGAAUGGGGACCAAAAAGGAGUUUCUGCUAAACCACUGGAGCAACCUUUGCCUGACCAAAUUGGCUGCUCAAAACAUGAGGCUGUGUUCUUCAUGGAAGUAAUUCCUGGUACAUCUCAGUACAGAUUUAAGUCAUCGCUGCGGACUAGUUCAUACUUGAGCUUUGAGGCUGGACCAGAUGCAGAGCUCAUAAAGUUAGUUCUCAGGGAGGUGCCUCAGGAUGUUGUGGAUGAGAACACUAUUAUGCGCUUACAGCCAUGUUGAGUUUAUGGUUCUUUUGUUAAGCCACUGUAAAUACUCAGUGUUUAUAGAAUAGAAGUUAUUGGUCCAGUUUAUAAAAUUGUUUUUUUGAAAUGCUUAAAUACCCAUUAUAGAGUAGUAGUAUACACUUAAGUUCGAUUGCUUAGUCAUUCUGAACAGUUACCAGACGCUGUUUCUACCUGUGCGUAGUCUACCGUCCUCUGUAUACGCUCUGUAUUAAACUGAUUUAAUACAUAAUCAAA